AUGCUGCCGCGUGCAUUUUGGAACUCGUUUUUGCAGCAAAUUGUCAUUUUCACUCUCUUUGUGCAUGCUCUCUUCAUCGGCGGUGUGUUAUGCGCAUUUCCCGGCUCUGACCUGUUGCAUUCCCGGCUUUCAACGCCGCCCGCUUCUUCUGCGCAGGAUGAUGGCUUGAAGCCUCAUCACACCAUUGGGCUAGGCGCUCUAAGACUGCGACACGUCUACCAUCAUGGCGCCGGCCAGCCAGGACCCAGGGCGCGCAGGCUAGACAUCACGUCGGAGCGGCUAGUCGCCCAGGCAGCAGCAGCAGCUCAUUUCGGACCGUUUGCUAUCAAGGCCUCACUGGUCAAGAUCGACAAGCCAGCCAUCAGACGCCACGAACUACAGGUGCCUAUGUCGCCGCUCUGGCUCUCAGAAGACGUGCCAGGCCCGGACGUUGGAGACAAGCAGACGGUCCUCAACUUCGCCAACAUGUCCGAGGAUGCAUAUCAUCCUGACCGCAGUGACCCAGCCUGGCUGAACAUUGGCGAGGAAUACAACAGCACCCUUCCGUUCGGAUGGGAGGAUCAGGGCAUAAGAGGUCACGUGUUCAGCGAUGACACUAACACUACGGUCAUUCUCUCCGUCAAAGGGACCAGCAUCGCUGUGUUCGAGGGGAAUGGUACAUCUGGAAAUGACAAGGACAAUGACAAUUUGUUCGGGUCAUGUUGUUGCGGACAGGGCGGAUCAUAUCUUUGGCGACAGGUAUGUGACUGCCAGACCGGCACAUACACAUGUGACGAGAAAUGCGUAAAGGAGGAGCUUCGGAAGCCCAACAGGUACUACGAGGCGACCUUGGAGUUGUAUGACGAAGUGAUCCAGCUAUAUCCCAAAGCCAAUAUUAUCACAACUGGGCACAGCUUGGGUGGCGUGCUGGCUUCCCUCAUUGGCUUGCGGCACGGCAUUCCGGCGGUCACCUUCGAAGCCUAUCCGCAAGCUCUGGCAGCCGCUCGCCUGGGUCUUGAAGUUGCCGGCGAUAUAUCUCCGCUACGAAAGAACACCGGAAACUUCCAUUUUGGUCAUACUGCUGACCCCGUAUUCAUGGGUACAUGCAACGGCGCAUCGAGCUUCUGCUCCAUAGCAGGCUAUGCUUUCGAAACCCUUUGCCACACCGGAAAGCGAUGCGUCUACGACGUGGUCGGGGACUGGGGCUGGAGACAGAGUACAAAUUACCACCGGUUACGCUACUCUAUCGAGAAUAUUUACUCGAAGUAUGAGGACGCGGCACCAUGUGAAGACGAGGAUGUCACUUGCGUGGAUUGCUAUCUCUGGAAAUUCGAGAACGGAACGCAUACGAAGCCCGCAACGACAACAACUACGACUGCGACAAGCACUUCAAGGACGCGAACUGAGACAUGCAAGACGCCCGGCUGGUGGGGGUGCCGCGAUCCGACGACUAUGACUUCGGAGCCCACGAUUACUUCCACCACAACGACUUCCACUAGUACCUGUAAGACCCCGGGCUGGUUCGGCUGUAAGGAUAAGACAACGUCAGAGACCACAACGGGCGAAGCGACUACAACGACGGCCUGCACAAGCAAAGGUUGGUUCGGUCGUUGCCUUGACCCAACAUCCACAACCACAACGUCAGCAGAAGCGGCGUAUGCGUACUGGCGGACGGCACCCACAGCAACAGCCACUCCGACGGCUCCGUAG
This is a messenger RNA of Trematosphaeria pertusa, 1689 nucleotides long. Its product is annotated as alpha/beta-hydrolase. The transcript is spliced from 2 exons. NCBI's taxonomy places the organism in Eukaryota, Fungi, Ascomycota, Dothideomycetes, Pleosporales, Trematosphaeriaceae. The coding region runs from base 1 to 1689 and encodes 562 amino acids. Gene Ontology annotation, molecular function: glycerophospholipase activity. The record is from RefSeq and is a predicted model, not a curated record. Gene Ontology annotation, biological process: multivesicular body membrane disassembly; neutral lipid catabolic process; macroautophagy.